Messenger RNA from Coprinopsis cinerea okayama7#130, 1125 nucleotides. Its product is annotated as lipase. NCBI's taxonomy places the organism in Eukaryota, Fungi, Basidiomycota, Agaricomycetes, Agaricales, Psathyrellaceae. The transcript is spliced from 7 exons. The record is from RefSeq and is a predicted model, not a curated record. The coding region runs from base 1 to 1125 and encodes 374 amino acids.
AUGGAGAAGACACCACUAGUGGUGGUGGAAGGAUUCCUAGGUGGAGGACUUGGCGCUAACCUCUGGAAGGGGGUCGAAACUCUUAUCAACCCAUCCCAUCUAGACCUAGACGAACACUCAGAAGGCUACAGGCGAAUCUUGACCGUCAGUGUAGGCCCCGUAAGCUCAUUGCACGACCGCGCCUGCGAAUUGUACUACGCUCUCCGUGGAGGCACAGUCGAUUACGGUAGCUCGCACUCCUCAGAACACAACCAUGCACGUUAUGGGCGGACUCAUCCGACCGGAAUCUACCCUCGGUGGUCUAAAGAACGCCCAUUACACUUCCUUGGACAUUCAAUUGGCGGACCAACGAUUAUCAAGCUCCAGCACUUGAUGAAGGAAGGGCAUUUUGGAAAAGAUGCAGACCCGGAUAUGGUUCUAUCCGUUACCUCGAUUUGUUCACCCUUCAGAGGAACCCAGCUGGUCUACACCCUCGGGGAAAGCACCCAUUCCGCACCCUCAGUUCGACCCUUCUCGGUGGGAGCUCUCAUCGCAAAAGUGGUUCACCUGCUCGCAUACAUCGCACCUCCUACUCCUGUCGCCAACGACGAGGCGUCUGUCGAUGGACGCAGGUCUAGCUGGCUGGAGUACUUCCAAGUCCUCGACCUCCAUCCUGAAUCCCGUUCACUUUCUUACCGCGAUAUUUCGUUCCUUCAAUUUCUCCGAUAUCUCUGGAGAAGUGAUUGGGCAGAGAGUAAGGAUGCGACGCCUUAUGAUAUGACUUUCGAGGCUGCUGAUUUGAGAGAAUCGAGCGGGGAGGGACUUCCUUUCCCCAAUACCUUUUAUCAGAGCCAUGUUUUCUCCAUGACAAAACUAAUGUCGCCUUCGUCAGGCUCUGGUCAGAACUAUCAUACUCCCUCUGGUAUUUCAUGGAUAGCCUCAGGCCCCCUCUACCUGAUGUCUCGUUCCAUCGGCAAAUUCGACUUCUCACUCAUCCGACCAUUGCCCAGUUUCUGUGUUCCACCCAAAUCGGGACUGGAUCCCCUCGAGGAGUUUGCGAAACUCUCCCCUCUCCCUGCUGUCGACAACAGGGAAUCUUCAAGUAUACUGGAAGAUUCACCACCCUUUUACUUGCCACCCAUCUAG